Astrephomene gubernaculifera is the source of this 2529-nucleotide messenger RNA. NCBI's taxonomy places the organism in Eukaryota, Viridiplantae, Chlorophyta, Chlorophyceae, Chlamydomonadales, Astrephomenaceae. The record is from the annotation of a GenBank genome assembly.
CUUCGGUUUUGGAGUAUAACGCUGCAUGCGGUUUAUGGCUGUAGGACGCGCAGCCAGUCCUGAAUUAUAUCCAUCGUGGACGGUGUCUCAUAGAGGCUGAUACUGUUACCUUCUGUUUCGUAUUUGCGCUUUCACUGAUAAAGUUGAUUCGUUACAUACUAAGGGCUGUGAGUUGAGGGUAUUCAGCUUACUCAUUCAGGCCGGCAGUUCUAGAACUGCUUGGAGGAGGAAGUAAGGCAGCAUCCGUCGCCUGCGUAAAUUAUUAAUACCGGUUUCAGUGAUUACAACAAACGUAACGUGAUACAUUUUACGCCGCUUCGGCCGACAGCCCCAUUAUUCUUCCGUUUUGCGAACGGCGCGCGGCGCUGGCGGAUAUAAAUGCUGCCCUCGACGUUUCUCGCCAGCAGCGUGCAGUCGAUGGAGCGGGUCCCCAAUAUGCAAUUCGGAGGCCGCGCUAAUCUUGGUGCAGCUGCAACUUCAUGCCGACAUGCGCCCUGCUCAUCCUCCCGCUGGCCAACAAGUCGUCGCCUUCACACCACCCUCGCACCAUUAAAAGAGGUAGUUAAUCACCCUCGGAGCCGCCUGGCGUCGGCCAGCAGCGAAGACGGAGCAAACAUUGCAGCCACAAUGGGACAACAACACCCAUCCUGUCAGGCGUCAGUUAGCAAAGCUUUAGACAUCUCCGCAGCACCCGCUUCCGGCAAUACCAGCAGUGAUAACGGAAGCAGUACGGAAGGAAAUCCCGACAACGCUUCUCAUAAUUACAGCCGACGCGCUGUUACCCUCUCCUUCACCUCCGCCCUCGCCGCGCCUCCGUUUCUGCUCCUGCAGUCCUCCUCCUCAACAGCGCUCGCUGCAGAACCCAACAGCGACCCGCAACCCUUCAACACUAUCACAGCCAGCAGCAGCGGCAACAACAACAGUAACAACAGCGCAGGCAGUGGCAGCAGAUUCAAAGCCAAAUCCACGUCUCCUGCGGGUCAGGAGCGACUCUUGAACAACCACCACAAAGGCGGCUCUCUGUCACCCGCUUCCGGUGACCUUCCACCUCCAAGUAGCAGUACUAGUAGCAGCAAAAGCAACAACAGCAGCAGCAGCAGGCGGGUGAUCUGGCCCCCCGUGCCUCAGGUUCAGCUCGCCCCGGGGCUGCGUGUGAGCAAGGUGGUUCGAGGCUGCUGGCAGCUGAGCGGCCGACACCACGGGGACGCAGCCACAGACCGCACCUCGGGCAGCGAUGUGUCCGCCGACCUGGCCGCGUUCCACCGGGCUGGGGUCACCACUCUGGACACCGCAGACAGCUACGGACCCUCGGAAACACUGAUAGGGCAGUACCUGCGGCUGAACCCCGCACAUGCGCCCCCCCAGGCCGUCCUGGCCACCAAGCUGAGUUACGUGGGGGCGGAGGAGAUGGCGGGCGUGAACAGGACGCUGGUGGAGUAUGCGGUUCGCGGCUCGCUAGCCCGGCUGGGUGUACGGCAGUUGGAUCUUGUUCAGCUGCAGUGGGCCGACCCACGGGUCCACCGGCGCUGGCGGGACGUGCUGGGCUGGCUGGCGGACCUACGGGAGGCUGGUCUCAUUCGCCACAUCGGCCUCAGCAACUUCAACGUGCCGGACAUGACUUGGGCUGCCGAGUCGGGUGUGGGUGUAGUGAGCAACCAGGUGCAGCUCUCGCUCAUCGACCGGCGGCCGCAGCUGUACAUGCAGCAGGCGGCUGCCUCGUACGGCAUCAAGCUGCUAGCGUACGGCACCCUAGCUGGCGGGCUGCUAGCCGAUAAAUACUACAACGUACCCGCAAACAGGGUACGCUUGGAUACCGCAAGCAAGCAAAAGUACGGCUUGGUCCUUCGAGAAGCAGCUGGAGGCGGCCGAGGUGGUGGUGGUGGGGGUGGCAGCAGCAGCGGUUGGUCCUGGUUCCAGGAGGUGUUGGAAGCGUGUCGGCAAGUGGCGGGCAGGCACCCGGGGACAAGUGCCAGCUCGGUGGCGAUUGCCUGGGUGCUGCACCAGCCGCAGGUCUCCGCAGCCAUCGUAGGCGCUCGUAACGCUCGCCACAUCCGUGAUCUGCAGGCCGCAUGUGCCUUGAAGCUGGACGAUACCGACCUGCUCGAUCUGGAUGCGGUGUGGGAGGGGGUGCCCAACCCACCCACCAGUGACGUGUACGCAUGGGAGCGAGGGGGCAUGUGGUAGCUGCUGGGCGGGUGGAGGAGGUGGCGGGAAGGGGGGGGGGACGACCGGGGAUUUGCAGGGACUGAUGAACGGGGAAGGAGCGCAGGCAAGUGUUUGUGUACUCUGCAGUUGCAAUAGCAGCACGGCAGGGGGAGGAGGCUUAGGGGCAGAUCCUGUGUACGGCAGCAGGCAGGUUCCAUUACCCCCAGUGCUGUUGAGAGCCGAGGACACGUCAGCACCAUACAGCCGUACGAGCCAUGUGUCCUUUAGGGACUAUGUUACAACUCCUCCGUUCCUCCCCUAGGCACUCCUCCGUUCCUCCUGCUGGCACUCCGACAAUAUAUCUUGUAGAAAACACCCAACACA